This is a messenger RNA of Rotaria sp. Silwood2, 648 nucleotides long. Lineage: Eukaryota; Metazoa; Rotifera; Eurotatoria; Philodinida; Philodinidae. The record is from the annotation of a GenBank genome assembly.
AUGACGACAAAUACAUCAAGCGAGGAUACUUUAAUACGCGAUUCUCAAAUUAGUGGAUUUUCAGCAUUUAGAGAACGUCUUAGUUACUGCUGUUGUCGAGUAUUUAAGAGAAGUUCGCAAUAUGAUUUAUCUUCUGUUUCAAAACACGAUGAAGAAGAACAACAACACGAUCAACCAUCAUACAUAAAUCAAGCAUUGCAAGGAGAAAAACAAGCAAGAAAGGAUAAAUUGGAUAAAAUAGCAAAGACCUUGCCUGGUGAAACAACAAAUGGAUCACGAGGAAUAAAAGGACAUUUAUCAUCAACACAAACUCCAACACGUUCAAUAACAACAAUAACGCAAGGAACACCACGUUCGGGUAUUACUUUAGCUCAAACACGACCUCAAAUAAAUACAACGAAUCCAAAAACAGGAAUAUCAACUAUUAAUAGACCAUCACCUAUUAAUAGACCAUCACCUAUUAAUAAGCCAUCACCUAUCAAUAAACCAUCACCAUCAACUAUAAAUACAAAAAAUAAUAAAAAAGAUUCCGAUGAAACAACUGAUUCAAGUGAAGAAGAAAGUACAGAAUCUGAUGAUAAAUCAUCUGAUUCUGAUAGUGUGCCUGCUAAACAACCUCCUAUUAACCGUGGAAAAAAUCGACGAUAA